Molecule: messenger RNA, 576 nt
Organism: Tetrahymena thermophila SB210
Lineage: Eukaryota; Ciliophora; Oligohymenophorea; Hymenostomatida; Tetrahymenidae
Product: REJ domain protein
Exons: 2
Source: RefSeq, a predicted model, not a curated record
AUGCCUAGUUUAAGUGUAACAAACUUUAAUAUAAACUUAGCUCCUUCAAAUUGUGUUCUUUCUGUUACUCCUUCAAGUGGUCAGGCUUUAACUACCUAAUUCACUAUUCAAUUUAAUGGUUGCGUAGCCCUUAAUAAUCCUAUAACUUACUAAUUAUUCUAUUAUAACCAGACCUCUGAUGCUUUAAAAGAAAUUUAAAUCCCUUAAAAUAUCCUAAGAAGAUAAUUACAGGAUUAGAGUUUACAGUCCAAAAUUAUUACCAAUCUCCCUUCAGGAAAUAUAGUAAUUAUGGGUCAAGCUAUGGAUUCUUACUUAGCUGUCUUUAAUACUACUAUUUAAGUGAAUGUUUCUCCAUUCUAGGGAGAUGAGUAGACAUUAUUGAGUUUAAUAGGUUCGGCACUUUCAUAGUAAAAUAUAAAAGUAAAUUAAAUGCUCAUUAAUUUAUGCAUUAUUGGUGAAGAAAUAACUAAGAACACUGCUCUUUACAAUCUAGAUUCUAUUAACUUCAGAAAUUGUAGCAGCUCUUCAAGCUUCCAUAAAUAAUAAUUAUCAAACUUAAAGUUAUAAAGUCCUUGA